This is a messenger RNA of Danaus plexippus (monarch butterfly), 1878 nucleotides long. RefSeq names its product myrosinase 1-like. The coding region runs from base 65 to 1561 and encodes 498 amino acids. The record is from RefSeq and is a predicted model, not a curated record. The transcript is spliced from 9 exons. Gene Ontology annotation, molecular function: beta-glucosidase activity. Gene Ontology annotation, biological process: carbohydrate metabolic process. Lineage: Eukaryota; Metazoa; Arthropoda; Insecta; Lepidoptera; Nymphalidae.
CAUCAUAUCGUGUGUCAAGGGGCUAUCAGUUGCCUAGUGGAGCUUCGCUGCAGCGGACCUUUGCAUGUUUAAUAUGAACCGUUUAAGUUUCAUCUUAAUCAGUUCUAUCACAUUCGGUGUGAGUUCAAACUUAGUUGCGUGUUCCGUUUGCUUUCCUGAAAAUUUUAUUUUCGGCGUUGCGACCGCUGCUUACCAGAUUGAAGGAGCGUGGAAUGUCUCAGGCAAAGGUGAGAGUAUUUGGGACAGGUUCACCCAUCAGCGGCCCGACCUGAUCUUCGAUCACAAGAAUGGAGACGUGGCAGCCGAUUCAUACCACAGGUUCAAAGAAGACGUGAGGCUCAUGAAGAGAAUUGGUGCAUCGUUCUACCGAUUCUCAAUAUCCUGGCCGAGGAUAUUACCCGAUGGAUUGUCCAACGAAGUGAACGCGGACGGAAUCAGGUACUAUACUGAGCUUCUCGAAGAGCUUCGUCGUAAUGACAUCAAGUCGUUGGUAACCAUGUAUCACUGGGACCUGCCUCAAGCCCUGCAAGACCUGGGUGGCUGGACCAAUCCCAUUAUAGCUGAUUACUUUGUGGAUUACGCCAGGGUGCUGUUCGAUAGUUUCGGUGAUUUAGUGACGGCGUGGUUGACGUUCAACGAGCCGUACUCGUUCUGUCGAGACGGGUACGGAGGCCUGGAGGCGCCGGGGGCUGCGGCCAGCGGACUCGAGGACUACAUGUGUGGACACACCGUGUUACGAGCUCACGGGAUGGUCUACAGGAUGUACAAACAAGAGUACAGGCAUCGUGUUGGAGCUGUCGGCAUCACAUUGGACUUCUCUUGGCUCGAGGCAGCCACAACCUCUAGCGAAGAUCAGAUCGCGGCCGAAACUGUGAGACAGUUUAAUUUCGGUUGGUUCGCUCAUCCUAUAUUCUCUAAGACUGGCGACUAUCCGCCCGUCAUGAGGAAAAGGGUCGACUCUAUAUCAAGGAGACAACAUUUCACGCGAUCUCGUCUUCCGACGUUCACGGAAGACGAGAUCGAGAUGAUAAAGGGUUCUUCAGACUUCCUGGGCCUGAACCACUACACCACCUACCUGGUCACUAAGAAUAAAUCCAAGAUAUCAAUGACCCCGUCCUUCGAAGCCGACACGGGCGGUAUUCUAUCGCAAAAAGCCGAAUGGCCGAAAUCAAACUCAACAUGGCUAAAGGUCGUGCCGUGGGGUUUCAGGAAAGCUCUGAACUGGAUAAAGAACAAAUACGACAAUCCAAUAGUGUUCAUAACAGAGAACGGCAUAGCGCUAGAGAGAGGUCUCACAGACAGACGCCGCGUCAACUACAUCGACGCUUACCUCAGAGCGUUACACGCCGCCAUCUUGAAAGACAACUGUCAAGUGAUUGGUUACACAUAUUGGAGUCUUAUUGACAACUUCGAGUGGACGCGGGGUUACUCAGAACGUUUCGGAUUGUUUGAAGUCGACUACGAGUCCCCGAAUAAGACUCGAACGGCGCGACUGUCCGCGGCUUACUUCAGCCGACUCGCGCGGGACAGGUGCUUGCCAAACAUGGACUUUACGGACUAGCAGACAGAGGCUUUAAUAAUGAUUUAAUUAAAAUUUUUAUUAGAUACAUACCACAACGAAUACUCGACUGUAAAGUAUAUAUCAGAAAAUUCAUUUUCUUGUGGCUAUAGAUUCAACGACAUUUUAUCGAUAUUCAUAUAAUAUAUAUAAAACAUGUGAAAAAAAAAAUAAAAUACCUUUUCUUAUUGUUUUUUAUUUAUAAAUAUUUGUUGUACAAACCUGUCAGUUUCAUUUGACAAGUGCGUGUUAAACUUAUUUCAUCUUUAUAACGGCCCUAGUUGUCGGUGUUUGGUCCCUUUAGUAAAUUUGUAUGUAAA